UACUACGAGUGUGUGUCAGUGAAGCAACCACCUUGAACCGAAUCCUUGCUUAGUAGCAGUUUAAGUCUCAAAAAAAAAAACGCCUAAUCUCUGGUUUCUCUCUACGAGAAGAUCUGAUUCGUUCUGUUUAGGAAUUCAGUACUCUCCAAUUGCUGAUUCGGGAUAUGUUUACUUCUAUGCAGGAAUUUUGCUGCUACUGCGAUGUGGUUGGAGUUGGAUGCUUACUAGCGAAUUCAGCACUCCCAAUUUGAAUAUCAGAGUCGAAGAUUAUACAUUCAGUAGACUUAUCUUUGCGGUGUCAGAAAUCAGAACUUCCAAGAGUUGAACUGCGUAGGUGAGAAACCUGAAGACUAAAUGCAGUUAUAUAAACUAUGCCGUAACUUGUUGGAAUCUAAUUGACCGUGAUGGUUCUUAGCGAAGAUCAAUUACAGAUGGUGGGUGUAUGUGAAGCAAAGAAUGAUAAUAUAUGCUCAGAUGUUAAAACUGUAAAUGUGAAAACUUCCACUACAGCGCGUCAGAGUAUAGAUAAAGAGGGGAAUUUAUCAACUUGUCGUGUGUGCCACUGUGUUGAAUCUGACACUAGGGGGGAUGCUGCAUUAGAGUUCUUGGCUAUUUACCCUCCCUCACCGAAAGUUGUGGAUGUCAAUGUAGAUAAUAAGAACCGUAAUAGCAAUGGAGUGUCAAAAGGUGCUGAAACUGAUAUUGAACAUACUGAGGAUCGUGGGAAAGAGCAUAGGGUUGUGGAGUUUAUAAGCCCCGAGGGGGAGGUAUUCAUUUGUAAUUCUGAUCUGGAAGCAGGUCCCCAUAACCAUCAGGAUGUACUUAUUUGUCUUGGUUGUUGUUGCAAAAGUGAUCUCUUUCUUGCACAUUAUGCUUGUGCUUUGAAGUGGUUUAUUAAUCAUGGAUCAACUAUUUGUGAAAUAUGUGGCAGUGUAGCUAAAAAUGUAAGAGAAUCUGAUUUCAAGAAGAUUGUGGCUUCUAUUAGGGAUUAUGAAGCAUUGAAGGAAAGAACUGCCACUGGUGAACCAACUAUAGCACCCGCACAGAUAAGCGCAGGUGUAGAUCCUGAUGCCGUUGCUGCUAUCCGAAGACAAAGGCUUAGUGAGAUUUCUUUGUGGUUUAACCCACAUAAUAGUAGUGAUAAUAACGGGUAUAAUAAUAGUAAUUCCACUAGGACUUCCCUGGGAGUUGUAGAACAGCCUUCUGGGGUUGUUGUUGAAGACACCCUCCAAACUGAAAGCCCUGCUACCAAAUGGGCUGUCGAAGGGACUGGGAUUCUUGUUGCCACUGGACUUCUUACUGUUACACUAGCAUGGCUCAUUGCUCCUCGUGUUGGAAAGAGAACAGCAAAAAAUGGUCUUCACAUUCUUCUUGGGGGUAUAUGUGCCUUAACAGUUGUGGUCUUCCUUCGCUUUAUUGUACUAUCUAGGAUCAAAUAUGGACCAGCACGGUAUUGGGCGAUCUUGUUUGUUUUCUGGUUUCUUGUUUUUGGAAUAUGGGCUUCACGAACUCAUGGUGCACGUUCUACGUGAUAAUUCUUUUGUUGAGUGCAAGUAAAUAGAGAAGUUACAAUGUUCUGUUGUGAAGACAGUUCAAGUCGCCGACCCAAGCUGCCAGCCUAGCAGAGCCGUCUUAUGGACUAGGCCAGCUAGGCUGCUGCCUCAAUUUGUUGAGGCCCAAAAAUUUUAAUUUUUUGUUUUUGUUAUUAUUUUAUCAUUUAAGUAGUGUUGUGACAUAGUGCGUACCAUUAUUCUUGUUGAUAGUCAUACUUUCCGGCUGUUAAAUCCGUUCGUUAUGUAACUAGUGCGUACGCUUUUAAAUAAGAAAAUUAGAAUUUACUGCAUUGAGCAA
This is a messenger RNA of Papaver somniferum (opium poppy), 1851 nucleotides long. RefSeq lists its product as uncharacterized. The coding region runs from base 405 to 1532 and encodes 375 amino acids. The record is from RefSeq and is a predicted model, not a curated record. The transcript has 5 exons. Lineage: Eukaryota; Viridiplantae; Streptophyta; Magnoliopsida; Ranunculales; Papaveraceae. Gene Ontology annotation, molecular function: zinc ion binding.